Molecule: messenger RNA, 697 nt
Organism: Piliocolobus tephrosceles (Ugandan red Colobus)
Lineage: Eukaryota; Metazoa; Chordata; Mammalia; Primates; Cercopithecidae
Product: dual specificity protein phosphatase CDC14C-like
Exons: 1
Coding region: 14-604 (196 amino acids)
Biological process (GO): protein dephosphorylation
Source: RefSeq, a predicted model, not a curated record
UGCCAAACGCUUUAUGGAUGCUGGCUUCGAUCACCACGAUCUUUUCUUUGCGGAUGGCAGCACCCCUACAGAUGCCAUUGUCAAAGAAUUUCUGGAUAUCUGUGAAAAUGCUGAGGGUGCCAUUGCAGUACAUUGUAAAUCUGGCCUUGGUCACGCGGGCACUCUGAUAGCCUGCUACAUCAUGAAGCAUUACAGGAUGAUAGCAGCCGAGACCAUUGCGUGGGUAAGGAUCUGCAGACCUGGCUUGGUGAUUAGGCCUCAGCAGCAGUUUUUGGUGAUGAAGCAAACAAGCCUCUGGCUGAAAGGGGACUAUUUUCGGCAGAGGUUAAAGGGACAGGAGAAUGGACAACACAGAGCAGCCUUCUCCAAACUUCUCUCUGGUGUUUAUGACAUUUCCAUAACUGGCGUCGAGAAUCAAGACCAGCAAGAACCCGAACCUUACAGUGAUGACGACGACAUCAAUGGAGUGACACAAGGUGAUAGACGUCAGGCCCUGAAAAGCAGAAAACAAUCAAAAACAAACGCUAUUCCUCUGACAUAUGCCCUAGCCGUGCUGACCUCUGCACUAUGUAGUAUUGUCAUCUGGUGGAUUGUUUGUGACUAAUUCUUCCCAUCCUGCUAUUCUGUCUUGAUGGUUUUAGAACAUAGUAGCCAUCAGGACCCCCUGACAGAUAGCUGCUUCUCUCCGUUUCAAGGA